CAUCGGCUUCCCUAGAUGUGUCGGACUGUUGGCUAAGCUAGCUAAUGUUUGGAUGUUAGCUACCUUUUAAAGUUGGCCAAAGGAGCCAAAUAAAGACCCAACACAGCAACAAUAAGGCGACGUAAGCUCGGUAUGGUUUAUUUUACUAAGGUUGUGUUAUCAUUGUCUGAUUGGCUCAGCAUUGACAAUGUUGGCGAACAUUAUAUUGCUAGCUAACCAUAAGUGUGGUGUUAGCAUGUGAACAUACCGUGAAAGCUAACAUUAGCUCGAUGCUUCACGUUAGUAAAUGUUUUUACAGGUUUUUCGUUUGAGGCCCAGAUCCUCUUACAUCAGUGCAGCUAAUAUAUCUGAAAAAUGAAUUACAACCUACAUCUGUCUCGUUGGUAUCAGUUUAUUUGGUGUAGUGUUGUGGUAAGGUUAGCUUGAUGAACUAUUAUCCUUCAGAUGACUAAUUUUUGUUUGUGAAGUUAGCUUGAUGUAAUUCAGGCUAUCCACUUAGGUGGUCUUGUAUGAUAUUGUAUUGCAUAUCAUAUCGUUAGGAAUAACAUUACAUUCUCAGCUUUGCAAAUAUUGACAUUUUGACUGUCAUUCAUUAUAGAGAGUAAUAGGAAAGAUGUAGUGGCCAAAUCGUGUUUAUGUUUAGGUCUAACUUUUGUUAAAUGUUUACUAUUUUAUAUUAUUAAUCAUUUAGUGUAGACAAUUAUAGAUUUAAAAUAUUCCUAUUGUUACUUAGUGGUCAGAUGGCAAACAUUUAUUUAAGUAACUAUCUCCUUUUUUUUUUUUUAAAUCACUCGUACUGUGUGUGUGAUAACCUUGUUAAACUCAGUGUUCAACAUAGUUUAUGAGAGAUGAGUCAUUUCUUGAAGGUCGUUUUUUGAUGAGGUCAAAGGUCUUGUGAGCUAAUAGGUGUAAACACACACAAAGUGAUUAUCUUCAAAUAACCCAGGGCAGAGUUGUGAACCAAUGUGAAUGAGUGUUAAGAAAGCUCUUAUAUGAAUGCCUCAUUUUGCCUUGACCUAUACAUUGACUAUACUGUUUGUGACCCAAGGGAACAUGUAUGCCUCUUAAUCAGUUUGUGUCUUCACAGGUUGGACAAUAUGGUUGUGAAUCUCUGUCUGCCACACUUUUAUGCAACAGUUCAUUGCAACAAGCUCUGUGCAGAUGGCUAUGAUGUCACAAACCUUGUGUCAGCCGACCCUGCUCUCCGGAGGCAGGGCUUCAAGCUGGAGUACUUCCUACGACCACCUGUACAGGUGACGCUGAAGUUUGGUUUCAAAGUGGAGCUGUCCAGGGUGGAUGUGGAGCUUUGGCCCUGGGGUAUGGACAAAGGACAAGCCUGCAAGAGACUGGAGAUCAGCACCAGCUCUGAUUCCACACCCACACAGAAUUUGGACCAAGGCAACAAACGGGUUCAGCAGAAACAUAUGCCGGUAAAGGACCAGAAACAGUGCAGAGAUAAACAGCAGGGGCAUGGCAGUGCAUCUCGUCAGAGUAAUGGACACCAGUGGAGACAUCAGGCCCAGCAGUGGUGUGGAGAGGCUCCAGAUGAGCCUCAACAAAGAAGCUAUGCGUUCAAGUCAAACACUGAAUCCAGUAAUCCUGAACUAGAGUUUAAGCUGAUAGGCCGCUGCGAACUCAGGGAGGAAACCCAAGUCUGUUUUACACGUUCAAAUGUCAGGCCCCGGCCCCCGUUCCUCUCCUCACUCCCCCCACAACCUGCGAACAGUCACCAAGAGGAUCUGUGGAGUCGGGGUCUGCUCUCAUUGGGCGCUGUGACACAACUCCGCGUGACUUUGCCAUUUGGCGGUUCAGCAUCUGCUCUGGGGCUCAAGACUUUGGCUGUGUGGGGGCAACCUGCUCGCUGCUGUCCUGCAGAAGAAGUGGCGAGAAUUAAAAAAGUCCAUGAGGACAGCCAAAGACAGCUGCCAAGACCUUCGUUCUUUACCCCUUCUGCCAGCCAGAUGAAACCACUACUGCAAGCAGAUACACCUCCAAGCCAUCUUUCCAUCCCAGAAGAGUUCCAUGACCGGAUAACCCAGGAGGUCAUGAUGCUGCCCAUGCUGCUGCCCAGUGGCGUGUCUGUGGACCACAGCACGCUGGAGGAGCACCAGAAGAGGGAAGCCACCUGGGGUCGACCCCCAAACGACCCCUUCACUGGCGUCCCGUUCACUUCCACCUCCCAGCCUCUUCCUAACCCCCAACUGAAAAGCCGCAUUGACCACUUCCUCCUGCAAAACAGUAUGAUAAGGAGGGAGGGGAUGUUGGGGAGACAAGGGGAGGGAGAGCAUCCACAGGCCUCGAGACUUUUAGACUCCAAGGUAGAAGGACAGUCCCAGGACUCUCAAAGUCUCAGUGACAGCUUGACAAACAACACUGCUUUUCACGAUAAUGCUUGCACCAGCAACACAAACAGGACUACUCAAGUAGAAGACACUGGAUUAAGUCGUUCAUCAGAUAAUGGGAAUCACAAAUUUGACACCCAGCCUCUUAACACGGAGAGGAAAUCGGAAAGAAGUAGCAAACGAAAUCUAGGUGGAGUUUCCGAAGAAUCCACAGAAGGUUUGCCAGCCGACAGGCAACUACUACAGCAGACAAAAAGACCAAGACAUGAUGUCGCUUCUGUUUCCAGCUCUCAUGAGCAGCGUUUGUCAGCCAGCCUGGAUGAGGCCCUCUUCUCCGCCCUGCAGGGCAGACCCUCCUUCACCUCAAACCUGACUCAGCAGAAACGGGUUACACCUGAUUCUGAACCAGUGAACACAUCACAGCAGUGUCAGGCUGCCGGCCCCUCGAGCAUCCCACAAGGUGAGAAGACGUGCUCUGCGUGUUCCUGUUCGGUCUCUGGCUACUCCAAAUCUACAUCCUCCAUCUACCGUCUUACCUGCGGCCACUUGCUCUGCCACUCCUGCCUGCGGAGGGAACCACAACCGCCAAGCUCUGUCACCAUAUCACCUGCCAAUCACAUCUUGUGUUCAGCCUGCCAAAGCACUACCCCGCGCAGUGAGGUCAUACGCGUUCAUCACUAACAUAUGAUGUGUAAAGGCAAAUCAACACAAUGAAGAGGAUGUUCUGAAGGUGAAACCAGCAUUAUACCUGAGAUUAAGUGUUUAAUGUUUCAGACAUGUUAAACGUAAGGUGGAAAAAACAGCAUUCACAGCUGAGAGCUACAGAUCCUGGAUAUUUCACUUUUUUGACGCCACCUUCAUCCCCCUCUUUGAUAUACAGCAUAUUUUCUCAGAUGUGUGUAACUGUCAUUUUGAUACUAAUCUCAUUUUUUGUAUACAUACGUAAUAUUUCUACAUUAUGAUUUUGAUUCACGCCUGAGUUUUUCAAAUCUGUUUAUAAUAUUCUUUUGACAUUUCUUGAACCCGCCACGUCACAAAUUCAACUUUGUAUUUAUGUCCACAGCUUAGAAAGAACAUCACUGAAAGCAAUGACCUUUACAAAAAUCUGCAGCAAAAGAAUGCUUAAAGAAACUUGUUCUCCUCUCUCAUCCGCCCCCCCGUCGUUGCAGCCUUGGUUCUGCAGACCUUGUACAAAACCUGGACGUGUAGAUGUGUUGAGAAUGCAAAAAGAAAAGGUUCUGGGACACAAGUAUUUCGAACAAGAGGCCAGAAGAAUGAACGUGAAUUCAUAUCUACCCAAGGCCGUUUGGCCAUUAUGAAGAAUCACACAUGUCAUGCUCAUCUUUCCCCUCUUUCCUUCACUCUAUUCACCAUUUUACAUUCCCUUAACUCUGGUAUAUUGUUCUUGUCUUAACAGAAAUAAAGGCAGAAAAUGUAAAUGA
Gymnodraco acuticeps is the source of this 3784-nucleotide messenger RNA. It is a transcript of the gene ubox5, whose product is annotated as U-box domain containing 5. The coding region runs from base 993 to 3023 and encodes 676 amino acids. NCBI's taxonomy places the organism in Eukaryota, Metazoa, Chordata, Actinopteri, Perciformes, Bathydraconidae. Gene Ontology annotation, cellular component: nucleus. The record is from RefSeq and is a predicted model, not a curated record. The transcript has 6 exons. Gene Ontology annotation, biological process: protein polyubiquitination. Gene Ontology annotation, molecular function: ubiquitin protein ligase binding; ubiquitin-ubiquitin ligase activity.